Molecule: messenger RNA, 630 nt
Organism: Sinocyclocheilus grahami
Lineage: Eukaryota; Metazoa; Chordata; Actinopteri; Cypriniformes; Cyprinidae
Product: 39S ribosomal protein L13, mitochondrial-like
Exons: 6
Coding region: 1-492 (163 amino acids)
Biological process (GO): negative regulation of translation; translation
Cellular component (GO): mitochondrial large ribosomal subunit; ribosome
Molecular function (GO): structural constituent of ribosome; mRNA binding
Source: RefSeq, a predicted model, not a curated record
AUGCACCUGUCUAGAGCAGACAGCUCUGAUUCCUCACUCUCACUGCGCUGGGAACACAGUUCUUCCCACUCUGAGCUGCACCACUGGAAAUACACAGUAAAGAGUGAUAUUGGAGAUCAUGUGGUGGUCAUGAACACCAGACACAUCGCCUUCUCUGGAAAUAAAUGGGAACAGAAAGUGUAUUCGUCUCACACUGGCUACCCUGGAUCAUUCAAACAGCUCACCGCAGCCCAAAUGCACAAAAAGGACCCAACAGCUAUCAUUAAACUGGCUGUGUACGGGAUGCUUCCAAAAAACCUCACCAGAAGGACCAUGAUGCAACAGCUUCACCUCUUCCCAGAUGAUGUCCUUCCUGAUGAUAUUCUGAGGAACCUGACAGAGGAGCUUCCUCAACCCAGAGAGAUUCCUCGUAAGCUCAGCGAGUACACGCAGGAGGAGCGGGAUGCUUUCCCCAUGCUCUGGACCCCGCCAGAGGACUACAGGAUGAAAUGACCGUCAUACAGCAGUUUUCCAGAUUUUGCAUCUCUGAACGGGAGUUUGGGACUUGGAAAGGUUUAUCUUUUUUAUAUUGUUAAUGUGAAAUAAAUGAUGUCUCAAAAUAAUAAAUAUAAAUAGUCCGUUUGUCAACUU